UUACCGACGCAUGAGCAGUAUUAAAUGUUUUUGUGAACAAAAACAAUUGUUUUUAAACAAAUCCAAUUAAUUACCCUUGAAUUGUAAAUGAUUGCACAAAACAGUUUGUGCAAAAGUAAUGGAAUCUAUUUCUAUUCCUAGAAAACGUUUUAGGAAUCGUAGGAAACGUCGACAAGUGAGAAAAAACAAACAGUUUGAUCGUGAAAAAUUAAGAUUUGAGGUUAGGUCGAGGGAACGUCAAAAAUUUAUUGCUGGUGCAAGUGUUUAUUUACCAAUUACAAACCCUGUGAAUCCGGCAAAUAGACAUAAUAUUGAAAAAUCGGAAAAAUCAAUGGAAGCUAAAGCAUUUUGGGAAAAUUAUUCCACCGCUCAAGAGUGGCAACAAACGCACAAUGUAGCUUGGUGGAAAUCUCGUUGCAUUGCAUUAGAAGCUGAAAAUGAAACUUUACGUGAAAUGAUUCAAAAAAUAGUCAAAUCAAUGCAAUGUCAAUGUGGAAAUGCACGACAAAUAAAUAAUCUCUUUCUAUCAUCUAUAAAUCAACAACCAAAACAUUCAGAGAAAAUUCAUCAACAACAUUACGAAAAUAAAAAUAUUCAAAAGCAAAAAAAUCGAAAAAAUUAUCAAAACUAUGAGGAAAUAUCAAAUGAACACAAUUUGGAAAAUGAAAUUCAAUCGGAUGAUGAAAAUUUCGAAUUUCAUGUUAAUGAAGGUAUGAUGGAUUUUUUAAAACAGAGUAUCAAGCAUAAAAUGGAAUUAAAACAGAGUCGUGAGGAAAAAGAGGCCCUCGAGCGCAAUGAAGAAGAUGCAUUUCCAAAAAUGCGGACAAUUUCAUUGAAGGAAAGAAUUGAGAAUGCAAAACUUUUAUACGGUGAAUCAAGUCCAAGAAUACUCGGAAUGGAAACUGCCCUUCAAGCAACAAUUGACAGUCAUAAAGAUAGAACACGUCCAAAUUAUUGGCCGAAUAUUCCUUUAAAACUCUGAUAAUUUAUUUAUAAUAUAUAGUUAAAAGAGGGUUAAUAUUUUCUAAAGUAUUUUAAAGUAUACGCAGAAAUAAAAUAUCUUUUAAUAUUAA
Messenger RNA from Leptopilina heterotoma, 1073 nucleotides. Its product is annotated as gem-associated protein 8-like. NCBI's taxonomy places the organism in Eukaryota, Metazoa, Arthropoda, Insecta, Hymenoptera, Figitidae. Gene Ontology annotation, biological process: spliceosomal snRNP assembly. The record is from RefSeq and is a predicted model, not a curated record. Bases 119 to 982 code for a protein of 287 amino acids. The transcript is spliced from 2 exons. Gene Ontology annotation, cellular component: SMN complex.